AUGGCCACAAUUCUUGACUUUCGACAUUCAGAGAGAGAGUGGCAGAAUGAUUCGAUUCAUCAAGUCAUCUUUGACUUCCCGAAAAAGUUGACACUCCCAACAGUCGAAAGGCAAAGAUAUCAAUUGAUUGCAAUUGUUGCCUAUUGCAAUUUUCAUUACGUGGUCUUUUUGCAAAAAAGUGCAUAUUGGAUCAUGAUCAAUGAUGAAGUCGCAUACUCUGUUCCAUCAACAGAUAUCAAUGCAUUGAAGGGAUGCUCAACUGCUGAGAUGCCACCUUUAUGGUACAAGACUCUCGAACACAAAUGGCUCGCAAAGAUGCUCAUUUAUCGAAUGGUUCAAUGA
Messenger RNA from Trichomonas vaginalis G3, 342 nucleotides. RefSeq names its product cysteine proteinases family. The record is from RefSeq and is a predicted model, not a curated record. The coding region runs from base 1 to 342 and encodes 113 amino acids. Lineage: Eukaryota; Parabasalia; Trichomonadida; Trichomonadidae. The transcript has a single exon.